AUAGAGUACACCGCCAAGAAGUUGGUCACCAAGGGGUUCAUAAAACGUUUGAAAAGAUAGCACGCACCUAUGAUAACGUUACUAGAGACGCUGUUGGUGCUUAUAUAAAGCUUUGCACAACUUGCUGUCUGAAAUCCAAUCAAAUAAAGAAAGCUCCAUUGAAGCCGAUUAUCACUACAGGAUUCUUACAGCGUGUACAGGUAUUUUUAAUACUUUUUCACUUUGUUUGUGCUAGUUAGUAGUUUUUUUGUUACAUUAUACAUGUCUUUCUUUAGAUCAAUCUGAUUGCUAUGUUAUCCAAACCAGAUGCCGAUUACAACUACAUUGGCCAUGUCGUGGACCAUUUUAGCAAAUUCAGGAUAUUAUUUCCAAUGAAAGGGAAAUCAGCAAAUGAAUUUGCUUCAAACUUUUACGGUGCCGAAUUUAUCAAUCACGUAAUGGAUGCUGUAGCCGUGAUAUGGCCGGGUGAGGUGUCAUUUGUUCAUGGCAAACCGCGCCACUCGCAAUCUCAAGGUUUGGUUGAACAAGGAAAUAACACCAUCCAAGUGAUGAUUAGUGCAAGAGAAAAAGAGUCCCAAACUUCAACGUGGUCAGAGUGGCUUCCAGAGAUUCAAUUUAUCAUGAAUGCUUCAAUGGUGAGGAGUGUGGAAAAAACACCUUACGAAAUUGUUUUUGGCCAGAAGCCCAAAUGGUUUGGGUCAAAUUUCUUCAAGUGUACGGUCAGUGGAAGAGGAUAUUGUUCAAGAUAUCAUAGAAGAAAUGGAAGAAAAUGGUGCACAAGAUUUUGAAAAUGCUGAAACUGUGGAUUUUUUAAAGCACCCAAGUACAAGAAAAUUAUCGGAUUGUUCGGAAGAUGAGUUUGAAACAACAUGUCCGAAAAGACAAAAACUCAGACAAAAUGUUGUGGAGGAGGGUGUAAGAAACGCAGAAAUGAUGCGUAGAAAGUACAGCAAUGGAAAAAGAAUUAAAGUUGCUGAUUUCCUGGAAGGGGAUAAUGUUUCUUUGACAAUUCCAAAAGGUCUUAGAACAUCUUCGGAUCUAAAAAGAUUGCCAUGUGUGAUUGUACACAAAUCAGGUGGUAACCAACCAACAUAUAAACUCCUCUGUAGUGAAGGCACAAUUCAACGGCGUUACACGGCAUCCGCGUUGCAGCUGUACCCUCAACCAGUAAGAUGUAAGUAUCCUUCGGUUGAUGAAAUAUCUUUGUCAGAAGCUGUUCGGAAAAUCAACAAAUUUCCAACAGUAUUUUGCAGAUGUCGAAAAGGACAAUGUAAGAACAAGCAGUGCAAAUGUUUUUUGGCAUCACUGGAUUGCACUUCACGUUGUCAUCAAGGUGACUAUUCAACAUGUGUGAAUCGCGGCAUGCACAACGACAACAUAUCUGAGGAAAACCAGAUACUACACUCAGACGGAAGCGAGUUACGUCAACUUCUACCUAACUUUGGUGGGUCAAUUAAAUACGAGAACGAAACGAUCACAUUCCAUAACACUUGCGCUUUAGAUACAUGGAUGACAGUGUUAAAAGCAGUUAUAGUAACGAGACCAAGUAUAACAGAUGAAGUUACCGACAAAAACAUACAACAGCUUUUUACGUUUGUGAAAAACGGUGCUUAUGAAGCUGCUAAACUUCAUACUGCUAUUUAUCGAAGAAUAACACCAACCAACCAAUGCUUGUCAUUUUUUGGCGCAGAAUACGAAUGUAUAAUAAAAAACUUCGUUGCGCCAUUCAUGGAACAUAUUGUGGAGUCAGCUUGCAACAGUCCGCAUUGUAGCAUGAAACAAUCGAGAGCCUGCUUCAACACAUUUCCUUCGGCAACGGUGAAAAGUUCAUUUGUCCAUGAUGUCCAAAAGUGGUUUCUUGAAGCAACAACGUCAGUUUGUGGAAAGAAAGUAAAUCAGAACAUAUCUGACGAGUUUUCUUUCGUCGACGAAAACACAACAACAGGGAUAAAGAACAGAUAUUGUAAUGGAAACAGAAUAUACAAGGCCCGAUUUUUUAAAAAGCUUCCUCAACUAUUAGUUGUUGAUGUUGCAGGCCAUAUUGACCCAAUAGACAUGGCUACCAUUCCCGAACAAUUACACAUUCGGUUUUCCACAAAUCAAGGAAAUAGAUAUGAGUUGGUUGCAAUCACACUAUGGAAGGGAUCGCAUUACACCGCAAAAAUCAGGAAAAACUUCACUCAAAGAAUGUUUUCCGGGUUAACCCCAACAUAUUGCUUGUUCCUUGCGACACAACAACUCGCAGAUAUGAAAGCACCAACAGCACCAACGGACGAGCUUGAAAGUAGCCAAAACGAUAACAUACAGUUACCCGAAACUGCUACUGUAAUGGCCGACGAAUCAGAGGACGGUGCUGAACCAGUUUAA
This is a messenger RNA of Hydractinia symbiolongicarpus, 2367 nucleotides long. RefSeq lists its product as uncharacterized. The coding region runs from base 760 to 2367 and encodes 535 amino acids. The record is from RefSeq and is a predicted model, not a curated record. The transcript is spliced from 8 exons. NCBI's taxonomy places the organism in Eukaryota, Metazoa, Cnidaria, Hydrozoa, Anthoathecata, Hydractiniidae.